Oryza brachyantha (malo sina) is the source of this 1868-nucleotide messenger RNA. RefSeq names its product probable sodium/metabolite cotransporter BASS1, chloroplastic. Bases 85 to 1335 code for a protein of 416 amino acids. Gene Ontology annotation, cellular component: membrane. Lineage: Eukaryota; Viridiplantae; Streptophyta; Magnoliopsida; Poales; Poaceae. The transcript has 7 exons. The record is from RefSeq and is a predicted model, not a curated record.
CCGCGCAACCACCUCCACGUCCACCUGCCGCGCCGCCUGCGCGCGCGCGAACCGGACGAACACCCACCGCCCACAGGCCGCGCCAUGGCUCCCCUCCUCCUCCUCCCUCUCCGCCUCCUCCCGGAGGCAACCGCCACCCCUGCCCGCCUCCGUGCCAGCUCCCCGCGGCCAAGCUCCGGCCUCUCCUACGCCAGGCGCCUCGCCGCACCGCGCCAAUGCCGCGCUGGCCCCGGCCCCGGCCCCGGCCCGGCACCUCCUGCUCCGUCGCCGCCAGUGGUGACGGCGGCGGCGGCCGCAGCACCGUGGUGGCACUCCGCGCUCGCCGCCGCGGCGGGCCUGUACCCGGCCUACGUGACGGCCGGCGCCGCGGUCGCCGUCGCGCGGCCCGAGGCGUUCCGGUGGUUCGUCGCGCUGGCGCCGGGGUCGUACACGUUCGCCCUGGGGCUCAUCAUGCUAGCCAUGGGCCUCACCCUCGAGCUCCGGGAGUUCUUGGCGCUCCUUCGCGAGAGGCCCCUCUCCAUUUUGUUUGGUUGUGCUGCACAGUACACCAUAAUGCCUGCCUUUGGAGCAAUUGUUAGCCGGGUGCUGGGGCUCUCUCCAGCCCUCUCAGUUGGCCUAAUUCUACUAGGAUGCUGUCCUGGAGGAACUGCAUCCAAUGUGGUGACUUUAGUUGCUAAAGGUGAUGUUCCACUAUCAAUCGUCAUGACUGUGUGCAGCACUCUUGGUGCAGUGUUCCUUACUCCACUGUUAACAAAAAUUCUUGCUGGUGCUUAUGUUCCAGUGGAUGCGGUGAAGCUUUCUCUAAGUACUCUGCAGGUGGUUGUUGCUCCAAUUCUAUUAGGGUCCUCUAUACAAAGUGCAUUCCCAUCAAUAGUUAAAUUUGUUACUCCUUUUGCACCUCUUCUGGCAGUCUUAACUUCAUCACUUCUGGCAUGCAGUGUGUUCUCUGAGAACUUUGUACGGCUAAGAUCAACAAUUGCUGAUGCAUCUUAUGGGAAUGGAAGCCUAUUUUCUGGGGAUAUGGGGGUUGUGAUGCUGUCUGUUUUCCUGCUGCAUUUUGCUGGUUUUAUUGUCGGGUACAUGACAGCAGCCAUAGGUGGUUUUAAGGAACGACAAAGGAGAGCAAUAUCCAUUGAGGUAGGGAUGCAGAAUUCAUCCUUAGGGGUAGUAUUAGCAGCUGCGCAUUUCUCCUCUCCCUUAGUUGCGUUGCCACCUGCACUCUCGGCUGUCAUCAUGAACAUAAUGGGCAGCACAUUAGGUCUUGUCUGGCAAUACAUGACUCCACCUGAUCUGAAGACUGAAACCAUUGAUAUGCCAAAUGGCCCAGAUAUAUGACCUGCUCUUAUCUUGUGUAGUUAACUCUUCGCAUAAUCUUCUGUAAGAAACAUUAGAAACGUUAAAACUAUGCUGUGUAUAUCCUUGACUUUCAAUGGUGCCCUUCCUGAUGUUAAGUAGGGAACUAGGGAUUCUGAGAUUGCAGAUAAAUUUCAAAUGUCGCCCUUCUUGAACUUCUGCUGAUGUACACAAUCAAUUGUUAUCGGAGGAAUAAUGCAAAGAUCUUAGCAAUGUAUGCUGUGACAGAAAAACAAAAAAUCUAAACAACAACCCAGAAGUCUAAGAACCAUCAGCUGUACAAUGUCAGCAAAUUAAGAGGAGAAUUAUGGUCAAAAGUUGAACACUGCAUAUGUAGUUAUUUCCAUUAUGCUAAUGUGACUGUCUGAUGAUCUGAUUUUGGGAAGCUCCUAGUAACAUUGGCUUCCUGUUAGCAUGUGACAAAAAAAAAAUCAGGACCAGCUGAAUCAUGUAGCAUGUGAUUCUGUACAAUAUUAUGCUUGAAGACAAAGCCACAUGCCAUCAAUUUUAAAUCC